AUGGAAUCAGUAGCAAGUGAAUCAGCUCCGAAGCCAAAGAAAAUCACCGUCAAACUGAAGAACAUCGGAGAUGCGCCAGUUCUCAAGAACAAAAAGCUCGUGGUGAAAGCAUCCGACACAUUGGCAUCACUAACGAAAGUUCUUCGAAAAAUGCUGAAUCUCACCUUACACGACUCGCUCUUCCUAUACAUCGACACAACUUUUGCACCUUCUCUAGACUCAAAUUUCGAAGUGUUAGCACGAUGUUACGCAGUGAAGACCACUGGAGACGAGGUUGUAGAACUGCAGUACAGCACAACGCCGGCGUACGGAUAA
Caenorhabditis briggsae is the source of this 315-nucleotide messenger RNA. RefSeq names its product Protein CBR-LGG-3 (gene Cbr-lgg-3). The record is from RefSeq and is a predicted model, not a curated record. Gene Ontology annotation, biological process: nucleophagy; autophagy of mitochondrion; autophagosome assembly. The coding region runs from base 1 to 315 and encodes 104 amino acids. Lineage: Eukaryota; Metazoa; Nematoda; Chromadorea; Rhabditida; Rhabditidae. Gene Ontology annotation, cellular component: Atg12-Atg5-Atg16 complex; cytoplasm; phagophore assembly site membrane. The transcript is spliced from 3 exons.